Messenger RNA from Cyclocybe aegerita, 1830 nucleotides. The record is from the annotation of a GenBank genome assembly. Lineage: Eukaryota; Fungi; Basidiomycota; Agaricomycetes; Agaricales; Hemipholiotaceae.
AUGUCUUUCUUCGGCCCCAACGCCCAGCGACGCCAAUACCUGCGCCCAGCAACCUCCCCGUCCUCAGCAAAUCUCCUCCAGCCAAGCGCACUCGUCCCCGGCGCCUACUCAGGCAAGCGAACACCAAGCCAAGGUUCCCUGGUUCACCUGGACUCACGGUACGGCUCGUUACCUUCAAGCAAACAUGGCUCUCUAGUCUCGUCGGUCUCAGACAAGUUCUCGCUCUCGCCAGACCCAACCGCCUGGGGCUCAAACCUCUCUCCAGACUUCGUAGAAUCCGACGACUAUUUGCAUAAUCCUGAUCCACGGCGGGACCGUUUGAGCGAUCAUGGCGCCAACCUUUUCACCUACCGCGGGCUCACCAACCUCGGCUGCCUGAUUCUGCUGUGUGUGGGGCUGCUCGCGCUCUUUGCCGGAUAUCCACUCAUUUCCCAUUUUACCUCUACUCGACCAUCCACGUUGGGGGGGUUUAAUAUUGGAGGCAUCAACGCGUCUGGUCAGAUUCCCACCAUGGCUGGAAACUGGGGCCUCAUCGAUGUGGAUACGCCUCAAAGCGUGUACGUCAAGCCCUCGUACCACGACCCUACAGUGGAGAUGCAGCUCGUGUUCAGCGACGAAUUCAACACCGACGGACGGACAUUCUAUCCAGGGGACGACCCGUACUGGGAAGCUGUUGAUUUGCAUUACUGGGCUACGAACAACCUGGAAUGGUACGACCCCGCAGCAAUCAUGACCAAUAACGGCGCGUUGGAGAUUACUCUGUCCCAAAAGGCGACUCAUGGGCUCAACUAUCAGGGAGGAAUGAUGACGACGUGGAACAAGUUUUGCUUUACCGGAGGGCUCAUUGAGUCGGCGGUCACGCUUCCCGGCGCCAACAAUGUUGUGGGGCUCUGGCCUGCCAUAUGGACAAUGGGAAAUUUAGGUAGGGCUGGUUACGGUGCAAGCCUUGAGGGGAUGUGGCCAUACACCUACGACGCAUGUGAUGUCGGCACCGCUCCAAAUCAGACUCUCAAUGGUCUGCCUGUCGCCGCCACCGUCAACGGUGAUGCAGGGAACGGGGGCGUUCUGUCCUACCUGCCCGGUCAGAAACUCUCUAGAUGCACAUGUAAAGGGGAAUCCCAUCCAGGACCCGUACACUCUGACGGCACCUACGUCGGACGCGCAGCUCCCGAAAUCGACAUAUUCGAGGCUCAAAUCAGCGGCACACCACUAACAGGCCAAGUCUCACAAUCAUCCCAAUGGGCGCCCUUCAAUGCCGGUUAUGAUUGGUUUAAUACCUCCGCGAAUUUGAUCAUACCCGACCCGACGAUCUCGGUGCUCAACGAGUACAAGGGCGGCGUGUUCCAGCAGGCGACGUCGGUCGUUUCUGAAACGGACCAAAAUUGUUAUGAGCUUACAGGGAAGGGAUGCUUUUCGGUCUAUGGGUUCGAGUAUACGCCUGGGUUUGAUGGAGCUUACAUCUCGUGGAUCUCGAACGACAAGCUUGCGUGGACGAUGAAUGCAGGCGGGAUGGCCGCCGACCCUAAGGUCAACAUCUCCGCAAGACCAAUUCCCCAGGAGCCCUUGUACAUCCUCGCUAACCUCGGCAUGUCGAACAAUUUCGGUGAUGUCGACCUCGAGCACCUGACGUUCCCGGCGACGAUGCGCGUGGAUUACAUCCGGGUAUACCAGCCCCGGGGCGCGAUCAAUAUUGGCUGCGAUCCGAAGAACUUCCCGACAGCUGCGUACAUUGAGCAAUAUAUCGAGGCGUACACAAAUCCAAAUUUGACGACAUGGGUAGACGACUACAAGCAGCCGUUCCCGAAAAGCAGCUUCCUAGGGCAAUGCUAG